This is a messenger RNA of Podarcis muralis (Common wall lizard), 1359 nucleotides long. RefSeq names its product jagunal vesicle mediated transporter 1 (gene JAGN1). The record is from RefSeq and is a predicted model, not a curated record. Gene Ontology annotation, biological process: vesicle-mediated transport; granulocyte colony-stimulating factor signaling pathway; endoplasmic reticulum organization. Gene Ontology annotation, cellular component: endoplasmic reticulum membrane. NCBI's taxonomy places the organism in Eukaryota, Metazoa, Chordata, Lepidosauria, Squamata, Lacertidae.
GGGAACAGCCUUAGUUUGACGCAUGCGCACUUGGGUUCGCUAACCCUCCUGGUGAAAGAUGGCGUCCCGCGCGGGACCUCGAGCCGCUGGAACCGACGGCAGCGACUUCCAGCACCGGGAGCGCGUGGCAAAGCACUACCAAAUGAGUGUGUCCCUCAAGUCCGAGAUUAAGAAGUUGAUCUACAUGCAGAUAGCGCUGUGGCUUCUGGUGGCAGCGCAGAUGUGCAUCGCUCACUUCAAGCUGCUGCCCCACGACCAGGUGGCCAUGCCUUACCAGUGGGAAUACCCGUACCUGCUCAGCAUCAUCCCUUCGCUCUUCGGCCUCUUCUCCUUCCCGCGGAACAACAUCAGCUACCUGGUCAUCUCCAUGAUCAGCACGGGCCUUUUCUCAGUGGCGCCUCUCAUCUACGGCAGCAUGGAGAUGUUCCCGAUGGCGCAGCAGCUCUACCGCCACGGCAAGGCCUACCGCUUCAUCUUUGGCUUCUCCGCCGUCUCCGUCAUGUACUUGCUGGUGGUGGUCGCCGUGCAGGUUCACGGCUGGCAGCUGUAUUACAGCAAGAAGCUGCUGGACUCCUGGUUUACCAGCACACAGGAGAAAAAGAAGAAAUGAACAGGCGGCCAGGAGUUCACCUGCAUGCAGCGAUGUCUGGGGGCUUGGGGUGGGGGCUCAGGGGUGCCCUGCUCAAGCAGAGGCAGAUGGCGCUAUUUGGGAUUCUCUGCCCUCCCUACCAUGCCAAGCUGAUGGGAGAUGGCAAGGGCUCCGUUUGAGCAGGGUGAAAGCCUCUGUGGGUGCCUUCCAACCCUCUGCUGGCAACCACAGGGACUAGGAGCUGCAGACUUCGGCAACCCUCCUUUUGGGAGGGAUUUACAGGAGAGGCAACUGGUGCCAUUCAGAAAGACCUUACCUAGCUUGCUCAGACUGAGAGAUGCAGGACGCUGAAUUGUGACCAGGCAGUCUGACUCCAUCUUCUUGAGUUGGUUAGAUGUGAGUUGGGUAAGAGGAUGUGAGUUCAUGGUGAGGCUUGAGGUCCCAUCACGUUUCACCCAUCUUAAGAGCUCCCAAUCAAGCCCUUUUGAGAGAUUAUGCUAUGUGUACUUACCCUAUUUUUCUGUGUAUAACGACCCCUAUUUUUUGGGACUGCAACAAAAUAAUUUGGGGGGGGGGAAUUGCUCAGAGUUCUUGCACUUUUUGGGGGGAGAUUGCCCAGAGUUGUUGAGCUUUGGGGGGGGGGGACCACCGCAAAACACUCGACAGCCUACCCCACAAGGCAAACCACACACAUCACUACAGACAUCAAUCGUCUACAUACUACUACUACUACUACUACUACUAAUAAUAAUAAUAAUAAUAAAAAUAAU